GAGUGUGGGCCUAGAUGCCGAUCACAUCAACAUGCCUUAGAGAUCAAUGCAGCAAUAACUAAAGGUGGAUUAAGAGAGUUCAAAGCCUAUACUUCAUUGUGUUCUAAUGCUACCAAUGUCAAUGAUAAAUUUGGAAGAAAUGUGUUACAUAUGGCUGCUUCAUGUGGAAAACUUGAUAUAAUUGAAUAUCUAUUAGAAGAAAAAGAGUACAAUCUAAAAGCUAAAGAUUAUGAAUCUGGAUGGACAGCCCUUCAUAGAGCUUUAUUUUAUGGUCAGUUGGCAGCAGCUAGAUUACUAAUACAGUAUAAACAUGAUAUCAGAACAAGAGAUUUUGAAGGGUUAAGUCCGUUAGAUAUAAUACUAAUAGAUAGACCUAGUUAUAUCUCAUUCUCACCAAGAGAACCAAAUGAAGUGUAUACAUGGGGAGACAACUCCAAUUUUAAUUUAGGACACUCCAGUCAAGAUAGAAGAAUUAUACCAGAAAGAGUUGGGGUAUUUAAAAGAAUUUCAGGGUUUAUCAUACAGGUAGUAAUGUGUAAGUUCCAUACUGUAUUUUUAAGUCAAAUUGGACAAGUCUAUUCAUGUGGACAUGGUCAUGGAGGUAGAUUAGGUCAUUCUGAUCAACAAACUCAUGUUGUCCCCAAACUAAUAGAAGGUAUUAAGAAAGAGAAUUGCAUACAAGUAGCAGCAGCUCAAGAUCACACACUAUUUCUUACUGAUAAAGGCAUUGUGUAUGGGUGUGGAUCAAAUGUCAAUCAUCAACUAGGUUUUACUGAUCCAGUACUAGAAGUAUCAUUUACUCCAAGAAUGAUUAAUCAAGAAGUGAUAAAGGGGUAUAACAUAAUGGGAAUAUGUGCAGGGAGAUAUCACUCAGUUGUAUAUUCUAGAGAUGCUGUUUUCACUUUUGGCCUAAAUGCUGGACAAUUAGGUGAGGUUUUACUAACUUUGGGUGAUAAAUACCAGAUACAUCCUAGAAUGAUUUCAAGUUUUAAUGAGUCUGAUAUUAAUAUAGUACAAGUUAAAUGUUCUGACUCUACUACUGUAUGUUUAACAUCAUUAGGUGAUAUUUAUUCUUGUUCGAGAUAUACUUGUCGUAAAAUAGGCUCUAGAUGGUUAGAUAUAAAGACUAUAACUGUAUCUGGUGGUACAUUAGAUCAUCUUGUAACCACUGAUAGAGAUUUAUUGAAAGAGAAGGGUGGUUCAGAAUUAAUUGUUGCUAUGGUAACUAAUAAAGGCAUGGUUUUUAUGUGGAGAGAGAAGAGUCCCCAUUUUAAACGAUGUAAUUGGAUGAUUAGACGUGAAUUAUCAAUAUGUGAUGUAUAUUUAAAUACCAAUAAUAUGGGUAUAAUAACAGAUAAAGGUGAAGGUUUUCUAGCAAUAUGGUCUGCUGUCAGUAAAGACAAGAAAAAACAGAAGAUGGCAAAUAAAUAUAAACAAGUAAAUGAUGAAUUUCCAACAGUACGAUUAUUAGAUUUUAUAUUGAAAAAUGAUGUAGAAGAUAUACAGAUAGAAAGAAUACCAAACAUACACAGAGCUACUAAUAUUGUCUCAGAUUCCAAGGGAAGAAAUUUUGCUGCUUUACAAGUUUUACCUAAUGGCUGCCUAACAGAAAUACCAUACAUAAGAGAAUCUAGUUUAAGAAAGGAUAUGAUGUGUUUAUUUAACCAGAGUAGUGAAUCUGAUGUGAUACAUGACGUAAUAAUACAGUGUGGAAAUAAAAGAUGGGCAGCACAUAGAUAUAUACUAGCUAGUCGCAGUGAGAAGUUUGAUAAAAUGAUAAAAGAUACACUAACAGAUAAUAAUGACCAGACGCCAAUAUUUGAUCUGAGUGAUAUUCACCCUGUAAUUAUAGAGGAAAUAUUAUUAUUUCUAUAUACUGAUACUUGUACAGCUUUAACU
This is a messenger RNA of Lottia gigantea (owl limpet), 1899 nucleotides long. RefSeq lists its product as hypothetical. The record is from RefSeq and is a predicted model, not a curated record. The transcript is spliced from 13 exons. The annotation marks the transcript as partial. Gene Ontology annotation, molecular function: protein binding. NCBI's taxonomy places the organism in Eukaryota, Metazoa, Mollusca, Gastropoda, Lottiidae.